AACAAUUUUUACCUUCUUCUCUUCUCCUCCUCCUCCACCUCCUCCCUCUUUAUGCUAACACCUCAACUUUAAAACUCGGACAACUCAAUAUGCAGGUCACGUACGCCACGCCAACGUUUCCCAAAGCAUAAAAUCCAUCCAAUAAUACGUAUUACAAUGUUCCUUUUCACCAUCCGAUAUAACAGUUUAAACGUUUUAAAAAAGAUUUGAGUACUUAUGCGGGUUUUAACAAUAUACCGUUUAAAUCGCUAUAAAGGUUACUUAUCCCCAACGUCAUCGUCUGACUCGACACCGACUCUUUUACAUCCGAUCCACCUCAAAAAAGACCUAACCAUCCGCGGGAACGCUACUUGAAAGGAUGCAGGCCACCCCUGAAGAUGCAUUUUUGUAUAUAUCGCCAAUUGGAUAUAGAAGUUCAUCUAGCUGUGGCUACUGCCGCGGUAAGGGUUCUAGUCAAUCGCGGAAAAGCCACUCCUACUUUGCACGUGCGACAUCUAUGAGCCCAGCCAGCUAUCAGAUACUGGUCGACCGGUGUUGGAGGCGAUCCGGGAUGCUCCUCUACAGGCCAAAUCAGCGGGAUUCUUGCUGCCCGCAUUAUUCUAUUCGCCUCGACUCCGGCCGUUUUCGGCCAACGAGAGACCAACGGCAAGCUGUCAACCGCUUUAACAAGUACGUCAUAGGAGAUGCCUACUCGAAGGAGGCAGCUCGUUUAUAUCCGAGGUCUCGCGAGCAAGCUCGGAAGCGAGAUACCGAAUUUGACUUGGUAGAGAGGAUCCACGAAUGUGAGAGCGUAUUACUGAAACGGCCACCGGAGCCGGCUCAUGCCUUGGUCGUUACGCUAGAGCCUGAUGAUUUUACCGAAGAGAAAUUCCAAGUUUAUGAAAAUUACCAGCGGAUCAUUCACCAAGAAUCUCCGUCAUCUAUCACCCGAGAUGGGUUUAAGAGAUUUCUCUGUUCUUCUCCAUUAAGGCGGGGGAAGUAUAUAGCGCCAGAUGGGCGGGAACGCCAAGUUGGCUCAUUCCAUCAGUGCUACUGGCUCGACGGUAAGUUAGUAGCCAUUGGAGUCUUAGACCUUCUUCCAGACUGUGUUAGCGGUGUCUACUUUUUAUAUCAUGAAUCCAUUCACAGGUUUAGUCCUGGAAAGCUAGGGGCUCUGCGUGAGAUUGCACUUGCAAUAGAAGAAGGUUACCGAUGGUGGUAUUCUGGCUUUUAUAUCCACACGUGCCCGAAAAUGAGAUAUAAGAUGGACUUCUUACCGCAGCAAGUCCUCAAUCCAAACACCUUAGAAUGGGUAGACCUCGAACAGAGCGUCCUCGAAAAGUUUGACAGCUUCGGAUACUUGGACUUCGAAAGAACCGAGAAAGGCACUGAAAAAGAUGCCCCGGCGGAAAAGGUAGCUGUGCCAAUGGAAGUUGAAGAUGAGCACCAAAUUAUGGACGAGGACGGGGACGGGGACGAGGACGAGGAGGAUGAUGAUGACGAAGACGAAGAAAGGUCGCUCUUCAGCAGUGACAUGCCAGGUAUCCCGUCUAUAGAUGAAAUGGAAUCGAUAGACUUAGAUCACAUCGCAGUACGUCUCAGCCGAGGAUACUGCUAUGCCGGUGAUCUAUUUGAAUGGCAUAACGAAAGUAUCAGCAAACCGGAAUCGGCGAAAGCAAUGGUUGCAGAAUUGGUGGCAGCGGUUGGGCCGGAAUACAUACACGACAUAUGCCUGGACUUUCGAAAGUCUUGAAUAUUCCAGGGCCGUCAUCUUACGUUGCUAUCGAACUCGCCUAAGAAAUAUGUGGCUUGCGACGGAAAUGAUACUUCGAGAAUGAGGUAUAGCAUCACAACUUUAUAUUAGACGGAUUCAUACGAACAUGCUUCGUAGCUUAGGUUCAAUCUACAGCUAUGGUGACAUAACGAGUCCACUUACAUUGACUUUGGUAAAAAUAAAUUAAUUAGAACAGGUAAUCGAUUUUAUACUUCAAAGACCAACUUGCAAUAGACAUCUUACAUUAACGGUACCACGCCGACGUUGACUUCCACAAAUCUAAGCUAACAAAUGAAGUCUUUAGUCCCAACACUUCUUUCGCGUUGGGGAUUUAGGCAAUAAAACCAGCCUUCAUCUCAGACCAAACUCGGGCUUGGAUUUUCCUACCAGCUUCUCCUGCCAACAGUAUAUCUGCUUUCCUAAGACGCGGGUUUGCCAUACUUGACUUCUAAUACUUAUCCUACCUGUAACAUGAGGAGCUCGCAUACAAGAGUAGUACUUCUCAAUUGCAUAAUCGCACCGCUCGGAUAAUGCACUAUCGAUAAAUACUCCUUACUAGCUUCUUCAAAGCCUCGCCGAUCCUAAAGGCGAACACCCAAAGAUGGAUAAAUCUCAAGCCCCACCACUAAGUAGCUCCAGCCAAUAAUCUCUACUCCC
Messenger RNA from Daldinia caldariorum, 2410 nucleotides. Its product is annotated as arginine-tRNA-protein transferase. The transcript is spliced from 5 exons. Gene Ontology annotation, cellular component: cytoplasm. Gene Ontology annotation, biological process: protein arginylation. The coding region runs from base 359 to 1732 and encodes 457 amino acids. Gene Ontology annotation, molecular function: arginyl-tRNA--protein transferase activity. The record is from RefSeq and is a predicted model, not a curated record. Lineage: Eukaryota; Fungi; Ascomycota; Sordariomycetes; Xylariales; Hypoxylaceae.